GGUGGUGGGUGUGGACGGGGACUCUUAUUUUGAAGUGUUUCUGUGGGCGCUAGUCUGAUAGCGGAAGUUCGUGCCUCUGGAAGCUGCAGUUCAGGCGGAUCCCGUCAGUGUCUAAGCACAAACUUUCUGUCAAACCCGAAAAACACAAGCAAUCCGGUGACAUGGGGGAUAAGGAGUUGAUGUGGGCCCUGAAAAACGGAGAUCUGGAUGAGGUUAAGACUCUCCUGGUUAAGGCGGAGGAUGUGAACCGGACUCUGGAGGGAGGCCGAAAGCCUCUUCAUUACGCUGCAGACUGUGGUCAGAACGAGAUGCUCGAGUUUCUGCUGUCGAAAGGAGCCGAUGUCAACGCUCCGGAUAAACACGGCAUCACCCCGCUGCUGUCCGCCACUUACGAGGGUCACAUGACCUGCGUCAAGAUUCUUCUAGAAAAGGGUGCUGAUAAGGAACGUAAAGGUCCGGAUGGUCUCAGCGCGUUCGAGGCGGCCGAAAGCGAGGCCAUUAAAGCUCUACUGAAGUGAGACGAACGCUACCGGCAGCGAGAGGUUCUGACCACAACCACUGGAUCCACACACACACACACACACACACACACACACACGCACCUCUCUGUCUCUGCCCGCUGGCUGCAUCAGCUCCUCUAGGUUUCCUUUUGUUUUGUUUUUCUUCAUGACCUAUAUUAUGUUAUUUUAGGGGAGGUGCUUAAUUGCCCCUUUAGUUUAUCGGCGUCAGCCAUUGGCUGAUGGACCUGUCACUCAAGCCUACGGACCAAUGGGAACGCCUGUCUAACACCACUAAACACGGACCUUAGAGUUCAGACUACAGCGCAGACUCUGCGAGUGUAUGAUGAUGAUGAUGAUGAUGAUGAUGUGUACAUUUAUUUUUCAGACUGUUGUGAUUGCAGUUAGAAGCGAGUGGGUUGUAUAGUUAACUCUGAAAAUGUUGGAAAAAUACUAGCUGAUGAAUUUCCCUGCACUCCAUUCCCACGUUUCCCUCCUUCAGCUUAACGACAUUCCCACGGCCGUCGCAUUAGCUGUUCAAAGAACAAAUAACACACCUCAGACGCUUGACUCGUUCUGCUGACCUGCACAUUUUUUGCUUUGUGCCCCUUUGAAUUUGUGUUGUUGUGGCAAAAAUAAAUGAAUUCUCAGCUUCUGUGUGCUUGUAGAGUUAAACAGGUUUGAUCAGAUGAGGGAUCAUCAUCUCUCUCUCUCUCUCUCUCUCUCUCUCUCUCUCUCUCUCUCUCUCUCUCUCUCUCUCUCUCUCUCUCUCUCUCUCUCUCUCUCUCUCUCUCUCUCUCUCUCUCUCUCUCUCUCUCUCUCUCUCUCUCACUCUCUCUCACUCUCUCUCUCUCUCUCUCUCUCUCUCUCUCUCUCUCUCUCUCUGCAUGAUGGUGUUUUUUAGCUUUUCAAGACAGUCUUAAACAAAAAUUUACAUCGAUUAGCGAAUGAACAUUUCGAAGAUCCAUAUCUGGCAUUGUUGUGAAAAAGUCCGUUUGAAAACAAAACAAAAAAAAAACAAAUAAAACUAUUUGAAAUGA
Molecule: messenger RNA, 1537 nt
Organism: Rhinichthys klamathensis goyatoka
Lineage: Eukaryota; Metazoa; Chordata; Actinopteri; Cypriniformes; Leuciscidae
Gene: mtpn
Product: myotrophin
Exons: 5
Coding region: 162-518 (118 amino acids)
Biological process (GO): regulation of barbed-end actin filament capping
Cellular component (GO): cytoplasm; nucleus
Molecular function (GO): protein binding
Source: RefSeq, a predicted model, not a curated record